Molecule: messenger RNA, 1521 nt
Organism: Hippocampus comes (tiger tail seahorse)
Lineage: Eukaryota; Metazoa; Chordata; Actinopteri; Syngnathiformes; Syngnathidae
Product: ubiquitin domain-containing protein 2-like
Exons: 6
Coding region: 163-1239 (358 amino acids)
Molecular function (GO): protein binding
Source: RefSeq, a predicted model, not a curated record
CCAGUGCUUUUAUUGCGUGAGUCCUCGCGGGAUCGACCGAGUGCUUUCGAAGCGAGCGCCAAAUGGAGUGAAAAUGGCAAGACGGGCAUCAGAAACGCCGGCACUCCUCGCAUGUAAGGCACUUGUGACGCGCUUCGACGGCGACAUUCCACGUUUGCUUGAAUGUCCUACGUGGAGGCUCGGAGGCCGAGCACGGAUGCAGAAGGAAGUGAGGGAAAAGGCAAGGAGGCGAAAAAGAAAGCCAACGAUGGGCGCAAGGACAAAAGGAGCUGGGCGAACAGGGAAGGAGAGCGUGCUGGCAAAAGCGAGAAGGAAGCAGGCCGCGGCAAGGAUGCAAGGUCGCACUUGAGGAGACGAGGCGAAAGAGAGAGAAGGGCGCGAGGGGGAGUCGACGCGACGCCACGCCACGCCACGCCGCGGCGGGGAGGGGAGGGGAGGGGAGGGGGCGCAGGCGGCGAGCGACCCGGGCCGCCGAACCGAACCGAACCAUCCAUGGGCGGCUGCGUGGGGAGCCGGCACGACUCCUCGGGCAGCUUGAACGACAACUCGGACGGAACCGGAGUGGCCCUGGGGCGCAACCAGCCGCUCAAGCGCGAGCGGCCCAAAUGGAAAAGCGACUACCCCAUGACAGAGGGCCAGCUGCGCAGCAAGCGCGACGAAUUCUGGGACACGGCGCCGGCGUUCGAGGGCCGCGCGGAGAUCUGGGACGCCCUGAGGGUGGCCGCCGCCGCCUUCGAGAACCAAGACCACCAGCUUGCCCAGGCCAUCCUGGACGGCGCCAGCAUCACGCUGCCGCACGGCGCGCUGAGCGAAUGCUACGACGAGCUGGGCAACCGCUACCAGCUGCCCGUCUACUGCCUGGCGCCGCCCGUCAACAUGAUCGAGGAACGCUGCGACGAGCCCGACGCCUCCGACCGGGACUCGGGGGGCGCCGACUCGGACGGCGGCGGCGGCGGCCGGCGGCUGCGCCUGCGCCUCUCCACGGGGCGCGACCUGCGCCUGCGCGUGCGGGCGGCCGACACGGUGGGCGCCAUGAAGCGGCGCCUCCAGGCUCAGGAAGGCGUGCCCGCCGCCGCCCAGCGCUGGUUUUUCUCGGGGCGCCCGCUCACCGACAGGCUGCGAUUGGAGCAGAUCAACAUCUCGCGGGAUUACGUGGUGCAGGUGGUCGUCAGCCAGCCCCCGCCGGACGGCGCCCCCGCUCGAGAAACGUGGCGCCAACCCACUCCCGUGGACGCUUGAAGGCGGCGCGGGAAACUUUUGGCCGCCCGCCACGUGUCACUCUGGCCACCGCAAGCACAAGAUGGACCCCAUUUGCGGUGUUGUUGCCGUGACGAGAAGGUGGCGACAUGCUUCAUGACAAAACCCGACGCUGGAUGAAAGGCUUUUCUUGUCGCUUGACUGCACAAUGGUGGGAGAGAGAGAGAGGCAGGCGUGCGCCAAACGCUUGGAGCGGAUGACUCGGCAGGUUUUGAUUUAGACGUCGACUUUUUCGAAAAAAAUUAAAAAGCAUUUUUCUUUGUA